Lactuca virosa is the source of this 984-nucleotide messenger RNA. NCBI's taxonomy places the organism in Eukaryota, Viridiplantae, Streptophyta, Magnoliopsida, Asterales, Asteraceae. The record is from the annotation of a GenBank genome assembly.
AUGGCGGAUUGUAAAAAAAUUUCAAAAUUGAACUCUAUCGAUCUCUCAUCUCCUCAUAUUCCCACCUCUGUAUCCUUACUCAAACAGGCUUGCAUAGAUUCCGGUUUCUUCUACGUAACAAAUCAUGGAAUCAGUGAGGAAUUUAUGGAUGAAGUUUUUGCGGAAAGCAAGAAGUUCUUUGACCUUCCAUUAGAGGAGAAAAUGAAGCUUCUUAGAAAUGAGAAACACAGAGGCUUCACUCCUGUUCUUGAUGAACUCCUUGAUCCUGCUAAUCAACUCCAUGGUGAUCACAAGGAAGGAUUUUAUAUUGGUAUCGAGCUUCCUGAAGAUGACCCUGAAGCCCAAAGAACAUUUUAUGGGCCAAAUUUAUGGCCUGAUUCAGAUAUCUUGCCUGGAUGGAGGCAGACUAUGGAAAAAUAUCAUCAACAAGCUCUGGAAGUAGUUAGAAAAAUAGCAAGAUUCAUUGCCCUUUCUCUUGAUCUUGAUGCCAACUUUUUUGAAAGACCAGAAAUGCUUGGCAAUCCGAUUGCAAUCUUACGCUUGCUGCAUUAUGAAGGCCAAAUAUCAGACCCUUUGAAGGGAAUAUAUGGAGCUGGUGCACACUCUGAUUAUGGUUUUAUAACACUCUUGGCAACAGAUAAUGUUUCUGGACUCCAAAUAUGCAAGGACAAAGAUGCUGAGCCUCAGGUGUGGGAAUCUGUUGAACCAUUAAAAGGAGCCUUUGUGGUAAAUCUUGGUGAUAUGCUGGAACGAUGGAGCAACUGUAUUUUCAGGUCAACGUUACAUCGGGUGUUGGGAAGUGGUCAAGAGCGAUAUUCUAUUCCAUACUUUGUGUUGCCAAGUCAUGAUUGUAUGGUUGAAUGCUUACCUACCUGCCAUUCAAAAGAAAACCCUCCCAAGUUUCCUCCAAUCAAAUGUGAAACCUACCUUCUUCAACGGUAUCAAGACACUCAUGCUGAACUUAGUACAUACAAAAAACCCUAA